Molecule: messenger RNA, 435 nt
Organism: Orycteropus afer afer
Lineage: Eukaryota; Metazoa; Chordata; Mammalia; Tubulidentata; Orycteropodidae
Gene: RLN3
Product: relaxin 3
Exons: 2
Coding region: 1-435 (144 amino acids)
Cellular component (GO): extracellular region
Molecular function (GO): hormone activity
Source: RefSeq, a predicted model, not a curated record
AUGGCCAAGCGCACGUUGCUGCUGCUGCUAGCGGUGUGGGUGCUGGCGGGGGAGCUGUGGCUGCAGGCAGAGGCCCGGGCUGCACCUUAUGGCAUAAAGCUGUGUGGCCGCGAGUUCAUCCGAGCAGUCAUUUUCAUCUGCGGGGGCUCGCGGUGGAGACGUGCGGACAUUCUGACACACGAAGCUAUGGGGGAUGCCUUUGCUGAUACGGACACAGACGCCUAUGGGGACAGCCUGGCAGGAGAGCUGGAUGAGGCAAUGGCCUCCAGCGAGUGGUUGGCCAUGACCAAACAGCCCCAGACCUUCUAUAGAGGGCGGCCCAGCUGGCAAGGAACCCCAGGGGCUCUGCGGGGUGGCCGUGAUGUCCUGGCUGGCCUCUCCAGCAACUGCUGCAAGUGGGGGUGCAGCAAGAAUGAACUCAGCAGCCUCUGUUAG